Molecule: messenger RNA, 384 nt
Organism: Thermothielavioides terrestris NRRL 8126
Lineage: Eukaryota; Fungi; Ascomycota; Sordariomycetes; Sordariales; Chaetomiaceae
Exons: 1
Coding region: 1-384 (127 amino acids)
Source: RefSeq, a predicted model, not a curated record
AUGGAGCAAGAGGUGGACGAGAUCGAAGACGAACAUGCUCAUGACCUUGCGCUGCUGGAAGACCUGCUGUCCGAGUUCGAGCCAGAGCUCACGGCAAUCCUUCAAGAUCGUGAUCGAGGGAUCACAGGCCUGCUGGACUUCUGGAGACACACCUGGGCCAAUCGCAUGACGCAGGUCGAGAAAGAGCUUUGCGGCAAUCAACUAUCAGACGACGAGAGACGGGCAGCUGAGGAAAUCGGAGUUGUGUGGGACAGGCCACCCCCGCUUGAAGAGGGACAGCUUUACAAGUCUGAUUCUGAUUCCGACUUGCGUGAUGUGUUCGGGGAGCCAUGGGCGAGUUUGGACUACUUGUCUGCUAAGCUGGAGGAGAUCGAGGUGGAAUGA